AUGGGGAAGAGAGUGGCCAUCAUCGGGGCUGGUGUCAGUGGCUUGGCGUCCAUCAGGAGCUGUCUGGAAGAGGGGCUGGAGCCCACCUGCUAUGAAAGGAGCAAUGACGUCGGAGGCCUGUGGAAAUUCUCGGACCAAGCUGAAGAAGGCAGAGCCAGCAUUUACCAGUCUGUAUUCACCAAUUCUUCCAAGGAGAUGAUGUGCUUUCCAGAUUUCCCCUACCCUGAUGAUUUCCCCAACUACAUGCACCACAGCAAGCUCCAGGAAUACAUAAAGACAUUUGCACAGAAGAAGAAUCUUUUAAGAUACAUACAAUUUGAGACCCUGGUUACUAAUGUAAAGAAAUGCCCAAAUUUCUCAGUCACUGGCCAAUGGGAAGUUGUUUCAGAAAAGGAUGGAAAACAGGAAUCCUCUAUUUUCGAUGCUGUCAUGAUUUGUUCAGGACACCACGUAUACCCCAAUCUGCCAACUGAUUCCUUUCCUGGCCUAGACAAGUUUCAAGGUCAUUACUUCCACAGCCGGGACUAUAAAGGCCCAGAAACCUUCAAGGAGAAGAGGGUCCUCGUGAUUGGCUUGGGAAACUCAGGAUCUGACAUUGCUGUUGAAAUUAGUCGUCUGGCUGCACAGGUCAUUAUCAGCACCAGAAGUGGUUCCUGGGUCAUGAGCCGGGUUUGGGAUGAUGGCUAUCCUUGGGACAUGGUGCAUGUUACCCGCUUUGCAACCUUUCUGCGGACUGCCCUUCCUUCGUUUAUCUCUGACUGGUUAUAUGUCAAGAAGAUGAACACAUGGUUUAAGCAUGAGAACUAUGGCCUAAUGCCUCUAAAUGGUCCUCUGCGCAAAGAGCCUGUGUUCAAUGAUGAACUUCCAUCCCGGAUCCUGUGUGGCAAGGUGUUCAUCAAGCCUAACGUGAAGGAGUUCACAGCCACCUCAGCUGUGUUUGAAGAUGGGACUGUAUUUGAGGCCAUCGAUUGUGUAAUUUUUGCAACAGGCUAUGGUUAUGCCUACCCCUUCCUUGAUGACUCCAUCAUCAAAAGCAGAAACAACGAGGUCACCUUGUUUAAAGGCAUCUUCCCUCCUUUCCUGGAGAAGUCAACCAUGGCAGUGAUUGGCCUUGUCCAGUCCCUGGGGGCUGCCAUUCCCACCACGGACAUGCAGGCCCGCUGGGCUGCUAAAGUAUUUGCAAAUUUAUGUGUCUUGCCAAGUAAAACUGAAAUGAUAGAGGACAUCGAUGAGAAAAUGGGAAAGAAACUCAAGUGGUUUGGACAAAGCCAGACUUUGCAGACAGAUUAUAUCUCGUACAUGGAUGAGCUGGGCUCCUACAUAGGGGCCAAGCCUAACAUACCAUGGCUCUUCCUGACUGACCCCCAGCUGGGCCUGGAGGUCUACUUUGGUCCUUGCAGUCCAUACCAGUUCCGUCUGAUGGGACCGGGAAAAUGGGAGGGGGCCCGAAACGCCAUCUUGACCCAAUGGGACAGAACAAUAAAGACAACCAGAACAAGAGCUGUCAGUAAAUCUCAGAGACCCCAACCCUUUCACAAUUUGCUGAAAAUUCUUUCAUUUCCAAUGUUUCUUCUGGCUGCUUUCCUUAUAUUUUAUUAA
Condylura cristata (star-nosed mole) is the source of this 1599-nucleotide messenger RNA. Its product is annotated as putative dimethylaniline monooxygenase [N-oxide-forming] 6. The record is from RefSeq and is a predicted model, not a curated record. Lineage: Eukaryota; Metazoa; Chordata; Mammalia; Eulipotyphla; Talpidae. Bases 1 to 1599 code for a protein of 532 amino acids. Gene Ontology annotation, molecular function: NADP binding; N,N-dimethylaniline monooxygenase activity; flavin adenine dinucleotide binding. The transcript is spliced from 8 exons.